Molecule: messenger RNA, 3501 nt
Organism: Mucor velutinosus
Lineage: Eukaryota; Fungi; Mucoromycota; Mucoromycetes; Mucorales; Mucoraceae
Product: 60S ribosomal protein L31B
Exons: 3
Coding region: 1-3501 (1166 amino acids)
Cellular component (GO): cell septum; cell periphery
Molecular function (GO): chitin synthase activity
Source: RefSeq, a predicted model, not a curated record
AUGCCUCCAGCAAGACAUGAUUCACCUUAUGGUAACAAUGGUGGCCCUGGACAGCCAGAGUACGGCUAUCAACCACCCGCUGACAACAAUUAUCACUACAACAAUGGAGGAGCAGCAACUUCAUCGAUCGGUAGACGUCCAACCACAUUAGGCAGAGCACCCACUCGUCGCAUCGUACCUGGAGGCAACUCGAUUGCUAAUGCUAGUCAUAAUAUACAACGUGGUCGUACAUUGAUUCGCCCUGAUCGUUAUCAAGAACCCGCACCACUCUUAACUGGUAAACCCACAGCAAGUCGUAGUGUGUUUGAUCCCUGGGUAUUGUUCUCCCGUAUAGUGACAUUCUGGGCGCUACCACCUAUGCUGAGGGCACUCAAGAUGGGCGAUGCUGGUAUGCAACAAGCAUGGAGAGAGAAAAUCACGCUCUGUUUCCUGAUUGCCUGUAUGGGUGGUUUUGUGGCAUUCAUCACGAUUGGUCUCAAUUCAGUUCUGUGUCCUCCGAGUCAGGCAAACAACCAAGCAAAUUACGCUUCUUAUAACGAUACACUGCAAGCACCUAAUUUGUUGGGCGUGCUGGGCUGGCAAUUUAAUGUGUCGAAAUCGAAUCCAACAGGAAACCUCAAUUUCUACAAUUUGGCUACUGUGCCUGGAACUGAUAUCACCAACUACUUUACACAUGGCACCAAUAUCCCUGACUGCAUUAAUCCUGGCAAUGAAAAGGCUUUGACCUUUGCUGCUGUCAAUAGCAACCCUUGCUCUGCUAACAACGGUGUUGGCGGCUGUUUGUAUGGUGAUACAUCCAUUGCUAAUUUGCAAGGCACCUAUGGUUUGGUCAAUAUUUCUCGUCAAGUGGGUUACGAUUGGACUCAGUUCGCCACCGCCAAUUUAACCUAUUUCAUUGUUGUCGACGGAAACGUGCUGAAUAUGGAGCCUUACAUCAAGGCACACCCUCAACCUAUUGUAAAUGAUGAAUUGGAUGGAGUGAUUCGUGGUUUGCUCAACAGCAGCUUUGCGGAAGGCGGUCGUGAUGGUACCAAAAUGCUGUUUAGACGCCCUGAAUUCAAGGCUUCCAUCAACUGCCUUGUUCAAAAGUACAGAGCUGGCCAUAUCGACAAGAGUACCACUGGCUGUUUCGUGUCUACUAUUGUGUUGGCUGCCUCGCUCGGUAUUGUGCUGGCUAUCGUGUUGGCUCGUUUCUCCAUGGCUUUGAUCUUUUCCUGGUUCUUGUCUCGCAAACUGUCUCGCACGCCUCCACCUGUACCACCCUCAGCUGCAUCAGCCGCAAGCAGUGUUAUGAUGAGAAAUCAACAAACAAUGGAAAUGUCUGAUAUCAAGCCCGGUAUGAUGCAACGCAACGAUUCAGGUAGUACUUUGAUCCCUGCUGGUGGCGUCGCUGGUAAGAGAGUGGAAGUUGGCAAUGAUCUCUUUACUGUGCUCUUGAUUACAUGUUACUCUGAAAACACGGAAGGUAUCCAAGCUACUGUGGAAUCACUGUCGGCCACCGACUAUCCUGAUGAUCGCAAAUUGCUUUUCUUGAUUGCUGAUGGUAUUAUUACGGGUCAUGGUGAGACCAUCUCUACGCCUGACAUGUGUUUGUCCUUGCUGACAUUUGACGAAAACCAACCCAGCAUGAAGGAUCCUGAGCCUAUGCCUUACAUUGCUGUGGCUGUUGGCUCCAAGCAACACAACUGCGCCAAGGUAUAUGCUGGUCAUUAUGUGUGCAAAGGUCAUAAGGUGCCCAUGAUUUUGGUAGUCAAGUGCGGUAAUCCUGACGAGCAAGGCAAGCCCAAGCCUGGUAACCGUGGUAAACGUGAUUCUCAGCUCAUCUUGAUGAACUUCUUCAGCAGAGUGACCUACAACGACCGCAUGACGCCGCUUGAUUAUGACUUGUUUAGAAAGAUCCAGUUUUUGAUGGGCGUGACACCUGAUUACUUUGAAUUGGUGCUCAUGGUGGAUGCUGACACCAAAGUGUAUCCCACCUCAAUGCGAUUGCUGGUAAAUUGUAUGGUAAAUGACAACAUGAUUAUGGGCUUGUGCGGUGAAACCAAGAUUGCCAACAAGAGAGAUUCGUGGGUCACUGCUAUUCAAGUGUACGAGUACUUUAUCUCCCAUCACUUGGCCAAGGGCUUCGAAGCUGUGUUUGGUGGUGUUACCUGUUUGCCUGGUUGUUUCUGUAUGUACCGUCUCAAGGCUCGCAAGGGCGAUGGUGAUUGGGUGCCCAUCAUUACAAAGCCUGAAAUUGUGCAAGAGUACUCCUCCAACACCAUUGACACACUGCAUCAAAAGAACUUGCUGCUUCUCGGUGAAGAUCGUUUCUUGACUACGCUUAUGCUCCGUAACUUCCCCUUCCGUAAGAUGGUGUUCACGCCUCAUGCUAUCUGUAAGACCAUUGUCCCUGAUGAAUUCAAGGUGCUCUUGUCGCAGCGUCGUCGUUGGAUCAACUCUACCAUUCACAACUUGUUUGAACUCGUACUCGUCCGUAAUCUCUGUGGUACCUUCUGCUUCUCCAUGCAAUUCGUUGUAAUGAUGGAUCUGGUGGGUACUUUAACACUGCCUGUCGCUAUCAUCUUGACCGUCGUCCUUAUUGUCAACAUGGCACAAACUGAAAUCAACAGUCUCAGUGCAGCACUGCCCCUGAUUCUCUUGAUCAUCGUUCUGUUCUCUCCAGCAUUCUUGAUUCUGAUCACAACUCGCAAGUGGGUUUAUCUGAUGUGGAUGGUUGUCUACCUGUUUGCCUUGCCAAUCUGGAACUUUGUGCUGCCAGUCUACUCUUUCUGGCAUUUCGAUGAUUUCUCCUGGGGUGAAACUCGUAAGGUAGAAGGCGAAACCAAGGACGACCACUCAAAGAAGGACGGUGUGUUUGAUCCAUCCAAGGUGCCAUUGAAGCGCUGGGAGGAUUAUGAGCGUAAGCGUGUGAGAGCCAACAAGAGACGUGAGCGCAAGGAAAGACAGAUGCGUGAGAUGGGUCCUACUCACUUGAUGCAUACCAUGAUGCCUUCUGAAGAAGAUGAAUCAAAGCGUGGACUACUCGGCAACACUGAUGAAGACGACUCUGUUUCCCACAUGUCUUAUCAAACCGACAUGUCCAACAGUGCUGCAACUCCUGCUCACUAUUUUGAUCCAUCCAAAGAGGCACCUGCAAAGGCUGGAUCAGGAUACUACCCCACUUAUAGACCUCAGUCAAUGGCACCGCAACCAAUGCCAAAGAACAAUAUACCAUUACAACCUACUCCUACAGCUCCUGGUCCUUGGGGCCCUCAGCAAAACUACGGAUCAGCGGCGCAAUCCCAUCCUAACAUGCACCAGCAAUCUCCUCCUCCGAUGAAUCAGCAGAGAGGCCCAAUGAGUCCGCCAAUGCAUCAACAACAACAUCAUCCUCAACAACAUCCUCAACAUCAACAGCAAUAUCCUCAAGGCCAAAUGGGCGGCCCUCAAGGUCAAUAUGUGAAUACCAGACCCAACAUGCCUCCAAAUAACCAGCAAGGAUCAUUUCAUGGUUUCUAA